Penicillium maclennaniae is the source of this 1413-nucleotide messenger RNA. RefSeq names its product cytochrome P450. The transcript has 5 exons. Lineage: Eukaryota; Fungi; Ascomycota; Eurotiomycetes; Eurotiales; Aspergillaceae. The coding region runs from base 1 to 1413 and encodes 470 amino acids. The record is from RefSeq and is a predicted model, not a curated record. Gene Ontology annotation, molecular function: iron ion binding; heme binding; oxidoreductase activity, acting on paired donors, with incorporation or reduction of molecular oxygen.
AUGGGAUUUAUGCGGCCGGGAUAUCUUUCGGAAAGCUCAGAAUUACCUUUUGCUGGGCUUCCAACCUUUCGUCUUGCCCUGGAUGUCUUCACAUUGACGUUGAUACUGGUCCCUAUCUACUUCAUCGGAAAAAUCACUUACAAUGUCUUCUUCCACCCUCUCGCCAAAUACCCUGGUCCUAAAUCUAUGGCCGCUACCCGUAUUCCCUACAUGCACCUCAUUCUUGCUGGACAGAUGGCUCAAGCAGUCAAAGUACUACAUGACAAAUACGGCGAAGUGGUCCGUAUUGCCCCAGAUGAGCUAUCCUUCAUCAACGGCGACGCUUGGAAGGCCAUCUAUGGGACUCGUCCCGGACACGGCCAGAAGCCAAAAGACUACCGCUUUUACCCCCGACCAUCGAUGGCGCUUCCAGAAAAUGCUGAGGCCGGCAAGCAAGCUCUGGAUAUGGUUUCAUGGUACAACUUCACUACAUUUGACAUCAUUGGUGAUCUGGCAUUCGGGGAGCCAUUUGACUGCCUGAAGAACUCAACCUAUCACCAAUGGGUCAGCAUCGUCCUCUCAAGUAUCAAGUUCGGCGCAUAUACGAAUGUUGCUCGACGCUUCCCCGGAUGGAAGAUCCUCAGCAAACUUAUCACGCCUCAGAAGGUUUCCGACCAGAGAAACAUGCAUAUGCAACUUACGAAAGAAAAAGUGCAGGGACGUUUGAUGAAAACUAACGAGAGGCCUGAUUUCUUCGCCAAUAUUCUCCAGCACAAUGAUACCGAAAAAGGAUUCAGUAUCCCGGAAAUGAUCACUAAUGGCAGUACUCUGAUCGUUGCUGGCUCUGAGACGACUGCUACUGCCCUUUCCGGUGUGACGUAUUUGCUGCUGAAAAAUCCGCGAGUGAUGCAGAAGCUCCAGGAAGAAGUGAGAGGUGCGUUCAAAUCUGACGAUCAGAUCACGUUAGAGAAUUGCAAUAAGCUGGAAUAUAUUCAUGCCGUCCUCACCGAGGCGCUUCGAAUGUACCCUCCCGUUGCGGUGGGACUUCCUCGUGUCGUUGAUGGUCAAGGAGAUACGAUUGCUGGACACUUCGUUCCAGGUGGUACUAUUGUAUCCGUCACACAUAUGGCCGCAUACCACUCUGCCAUGAACUUCAAGCACCCUGAAAAGUUUAUCCCAGAGCGGUUCCUCAAUGACCCUGAAUUUGCAAACGAUAGCAAGACAGUCAUGCAACCUUUUAGUUUUGGUCCUAGGAACUGCAUUGGACGAAAUUUGGCAUACGUCGAGAUGCGAAUCAUUCUUGCGCGCAUGGUCUUCAACUUCGAUAUGGAAUUGGACCAGCCGUCUGAUGAGUGGACGGACCAGCAAUGCUUUCUUUUGUGGGAAAAGAAACCCCUGAUGGUUCGACUUACUCCGAGGACCAAAAUGCAGUAG